Lytechinus variegatus (green sea urchin) is the source of this 1458-nucleotide messenger RNA. RefSeq names its product galactosylceramide sulfotransferase-like. Gene Ontology annotation, molecular function: galactosylceramide sulfotransferase activity. Lineage: Eukaryota; Metazoa; Echinodermata; Echinoidea; Temnopleuroida; Toxopneustidae. The record is from RefSeq and is a predicted model, not a curated record. The coding region runs from base 1 to 1398 and encodes 465 amino acids. Gene Ontology annotation, cellular component: membrane. The transcript has 3 exons. Gene Ontology annotation, biological process: glycolipid biosynthetic process.
AUGAAGUCAGUCAGAAGAUUCGCAGGCCUUGUCACAUUAGGAAUAAUAGCAUCUGUGGUGGUACUUCUGGUCUUAAAAGGUCCGACAACAUUCAAACCUGUAGCGGAGGAUAAUGGCGGGAAAAUUAAAACACCUUCAGCACACACACUUCGGAUCGCACCUGGCUCUCUUCGACACCUUGCCAACGCCACAGCAAGCCAGGGCCAUUCAAGUGAAGAUGAAAACAGAACCUCAACUGUAAAAAUAACACAUUCUAACUCUCCAUCUAGUACGAACACGAGCAACCAACAUGGGAUCGUCGAUAGAUUUGGAAAAGACCAACAGAUCAUUGGAAAAGACCCACAUGGUGGGAUGACGAUCUUGGACACACCGAAUCCCUCUUUGGGUAGACAUGGGGACAACUCAAGCGGGCCAGAGAGGCGUAAUGAAACUAGAUGCAUCCCUCGAAAGAACAUGAUGUACCUUAAAACUCACAAGACCGGGAGCUCUACAUUACAGAAUAUCAUUUAUCGCUAUGGUGAUGCUCAUGGGCUGAAGUUUGCCCUACCAAAAGCAGGUGUAUACCUUGGGACGCCCUCAUUGUUCAGAAGGACGUUUCCCAUCCCGUCACCAACAGGAAAAUACAACAUGCUUGCUAAUCAUGCAAGAUAUAACCGUCAAGAAAUGGCCGAUAUCAUGUACAAGGACGCAGCGUAUGUGACCAUCAUCCGGCAUCCCUCCACCCAGUUUGAAAGUAUGUAUGCCUACUAUGGAUUCAAAGGUACCUUCAAGGUGGACCUUGAAGGGUUUGCGGACAAACCACAGAAUUAUUACCGAAGACAGAGUACUAUUCCUUCACAUAGUGCCCUUAACCCAACACUUUAUGACCUAGGAAUGUCCAAACUGCAGAUGAACAAUGAUGGCGCCAUUCGGAAUAAAAUUGCUACCUUGGAGAAUGAUUUCGAUUUAGUCCUCGUUGCAGAGCACCUUUUGGAAUCGUUAGUUCUCUUGAAGGAGUUAAUGUGCUGGGAUUUGAGCGAUGUGACGUUUUUCUCAGCCAAUGCACGAACGAAAUCACAUGUGGAUAAAAUGUCCAAGAGAACGUUUGACCAACUUUACAAGUGGAACCACGGUGAUGCCCUUCUGUAUGAACACUUUAACCAAACCCUGUGGACGAAGAUAAAGGCGUAUGGCCAGGAAAGAAUGGAUAGAGACGUCAGAUUGUUAGAUAAAAUGAACAAAGCACUAACAGAAAAAUGUCUUGAUGGGACCAAAACUGAAACGAUGGCCUAUGCAUUAAUUCGUCGUUAUGUUUUACGCCAAAGUAUGAAGGACAAUAUUGAGUGCGUUAGAAUGAUUCGACCGGCCAUUCAGUAUCUAGAAUCACUAAAAAAGAAACAAAGGAUAUCGGCUGGGUGAGACGUCUGAAAUUAUGACCAGCAACCCCCUAACCAUCAAUGAGUCGCCCUAAAUGAAUCU